CCAAAGGAGGAGGAGAAGGGGGAGGAAGAUGAAGAUGAAGAUGGAGCAGAGGAGGAAGAGGAGGAGAAAGGAUUUUCAGUGAAGAAGCAGGAGGCAAAAUCAGCAAGUGAAGAUGAGAAAGGAACUUCGGAAAGGAGGGGGCCCGAACAGAGGAGGAAAUACUAUGAACGAGAGAUGGAGAAAAUAGUCAUACGUACAAACACCUUAGGUAAAGAUCGGGAUUACAACAGGUACUGGUGGUUCCGAAGCAAUGGUAGGAUAUUUGUUGAGGAUUCUGAUUCCAAAGAAUGGGGCUAUUAUACCUCCAAGGAAGAGCUCGAUGCAUUGAUGGGAUCACUAAACCGUAAAGGAGAGAGGGAACUGUCAUUACAUAUACAGCUAGAGAAAUUCUAUGACAGAAUAUG
Molecule: messenger RNA, 404 nt
Organism: Camelina sativa (false flax)
Lineage: Eukaryota; Viridiplantae; Streptophyta; Magnoliopsida; Brassicales; Brassicaceae
Source: RefSeq, a predicted model, not a curated record